AGGAACAUGGCCGACGUGGUGAGCCAGGACACGCGUGGUACAACGUAUGCAGAUAUUACAGGACUUCAGCCUUGGGUGAUAGAACAAUUAAACCAACUCAAGAUCCAUCAGCCAACCCCCAUUCAGUAUCACUGCAUCCAGCCAGCACUUGAAGGUAGAGAUGUGAUUGGAGCAGCAAAGACUGGCUCUGGGAAGACUCUUGCCUUUGUUAUCCCCAUCUUACAGCAGCUAUCAAUUGAUCCAUAUGGCAUAUAUGCUCUAGUCCUGACCCCUACUCGGGAACUUGCUUUCCAGAUAGCUGAUCAGUUCCGGGGUCUUGGAUCUCCAGUAUCAUUGCGACUCACUGUGAUUAUAGGGGGCCUGGACAGAGUGGCACAGGGAGCCGAGUUGAAUCGGUCUCCCCAUGUGGUUGUGGCCACACCUGGACGCCUAGCUGAUAUUUUGGAGACAUCACCAGAGUUUACACUUAAGAGGAUAAAAUUCCUGGUUUUAGACGAAGCUGACCGUCUCAUGGAUGGCAGGUUUGACACCCAGUUGCGCACUAUCUGGGCGGCUCUACCAGAGAAGAGGCAGACACUGCUUUUCUCUGCAACCGUCACAGACAGACUACAGCGCAUGAAACAACUGGCAACAUCUGAGGUAUUUCUCUGGCAAUCAACAAAUAAACAGGCCACUGUUCAACAACUGGAUGAGCGCUAUGCACUAGUCAAUCCCAUAGUAAAAGAUGCCACCAUGAUUGCUACAGUACUUCAACACACAGAAGAGAAACCAAGGGGACUCAUUUUAAUUUUCACCAAUACAUGCAAAAGUACACAGGUACUGAGCAUGUUGCUGAACUCUUUAGGCAUAGAGUGUGUAGCUUUGCAUUCCAUGAUGCCCCAGAAAGAGCGACUCUCUGCCUUGGCACGAUUCAAGUCAUCUCAGGUGAAAGUCCUCAUUGCUACUGAUGUUGCUAGUCGAGGGCUAGACAUUCCUCUGGUGGAAUUAGUAAUCAAUCACACCAUCCCAAACCUUCCCAAGAAUUAUAUCCAUCGAGUUGGUCGGACAGCUCGUGCUGGCAGAGCUGGUCAGGCUGUCUCCUUCAUCACUCCUCAUGAAAUCAAAAUUUUAUUGGCUAUUGAGGCAGAGACCAGACAAAAAAUGACCGAGUUAAAAAUGGAUGAAGCUGUAGUAAGGAAGAUCAUGAAGCAGGUCAAUGUAACCCGUCGAGAACAAGAAAUCAAACUCAAUCAGACAGAUUUUGAUGAGCGUCGGAACAUAAACAAGCGCAAACGGCUCAUUAUGGAGGGCAGAGAUCCUGAUGAAGAAGAGAAGAAGAAACAAAAACGUGUGAAGAAACUCAGAAAGGCGGAGAGAAAAGAACGCAUUCAGCUAAUUGAAGAGUUGGAAAAAAAGAAAAAAAAGAGACAAGCUGGUAAGGGGAGCCACAUCUCUGAAGGAGUAGCAGAUGAAAAGAUAAAGGAACCAAAAUCACCAAUUAAGUAAUGGCAGUAAAGUUGUAAAUAGUAUUCUUAAAUUUUAUAGAAGUACAGUUAUUUGUUGAGGACUUACUCAUAGUAAAGAAAAUAUUAUUUUUUAAAUAAAUAUAUAAAAUUAA
Homarus americanus (American lobster) is the source of this 1597-nucleotide messenger RNA. It is a transcript of the gene Dbp45A, whose product is annotated as probable ATP-dependent RNA helicase DDX49. Lineage: Eukaryota; Metazoa; Arthropoda; Malacostraca; Decapoda; Nephropidae. The transcript is spliced from 9 exons. Bases 7 to 1485 code for a protein of 492 amino acids. The record is from RefSeq and is a predicted model, not a curated record. Gene Ontology annotation, molecular function: ATP binding; nucleic acid binding.